AUGUUAUUCGAAGAAAUCACAAGCCAUAUAAUUGAUGAUGAAAAUUUCCGUGCUGAUAGAUAUCAUAUUCUUAAAGAAAUCUAUAUCAAAUUAUUGUUGGGAUAUGUUGUUGCCGUUAAGCAUCAUGUUCGAUUAGAAUUCGGCACUCAAUGGAAUGACUUGGAUGACCUUCUUCCAGAUGGAUUCCAGAAGACAUAUUAUGAGGGUAGCGCCGCACUGACUGAGCCUACCAUCGAAGGAACAGAUGAUCAGGAAGAAAAAACUCAUGCAAUUGAUAUGCCACAAGUGAGUUCGACGUAUCGAACAUUUGCAAGUAGAGUUCCACCUACUACUUAUGCCCGACUUCGUCAAAGUUUGAAAACUCUGUCUGAUGAAGAUAAGAAAAAGUUAUAUGGUGAAGGCGAUUACACAGAUUUUGAUGAUGUAGAUGCGAGCAUGA
Racocetra fulgida is the source of this 439-nucleotide messenger RNA. Lineage: Eukaryota; Fungi; Glomeromycota; Glomeromycetes; Diversisporales; Gigasporaceae. The record is from the annotation of a GenBank genome assembly.